Messenger RNA from Exophiala viscosa, 1641 nucleotides. RefSeq lists its product as uncharacterized. The transcript has 3 exons. The record is from RefSeq and is a predicted model, not a curated record. Lineage: Eukaryota; Fungi; Ascomycota; Eurotiomycetes; Chaetothyriales; Herpotrichiellaceae. The annotation marks the transcript as partial.
AUGAGUAAAUUCUCUCGCUUGGCUACAGCUGCGCCGGCAGCAGCAUCAGGUACUACGCCAUAUCCCCAAGCGCAACAACCCUACUCUUCGCAACCUCCAACGAGCCCAUACCCGCAACAAGCAUCUUCACCUUACAAUCAACCAGUAGUACCACCGCGACCGAGCGCUUCACCUCAACCAUAUCAACAGCCAUCAUGGCAAGCGCCGCCACCGCAGCAACAACCACAAUAUGGGCAGCAACUCGGCGUGCCGCAACAGGGAGGGUAUCAGUCUCCGCAGCCACAAGCCGCAUACACCUCAUAUCAAUCACAAUACCAGCCGCCUAACCAGUAUGGCCAGCCACCGUAUCAGCAGCAGCAACCGCCCAGCAGUGGAUAUGGAUAUGGCGGUCCUCCAGGUCAAGGUCAAGGCCAGUCCCCCUAUCCCGGCGUUCCACAAGGCGGUCCCCAAGGCGGUCCCCAAGGCGGUCCCCAAGGCGGCGCACCUCAACAAUAUGGCGGCCAACCCUCUUACGGCGGCGGAGCUCCUGCGGCACCAGUGGGCAAUGCAGGCGCAUACAAACAGCUUCUCCAAGGCACAAUUCAAGAGAAAGGACUCCAGAAUUUCUACCCACCAGGCCAUCCAUUGCUGGACCAGAUAGCCAACCGAGCUGGCCAACAAGUCGCAUCACUCGCUCAAACAUGGCGCAUCAAUCCUGAGAUCGCGUCUGAUAUUGUCAAGCUUGCCUUGUACGAUGUGAUCCUUUAUAUCGACGACAGCGGAAGCAUGCAAUUCGAGGAGAAUGGCGAGCGUAUCGAUGAUCUCAAGCUGAUAUUGUCACGAGUCGCCCAUGCAACCUCUCUGUUUGACGAGGACGGCAUCCAAGUCCGCUUCAUGAACUCGCCGGAACAAGGUAACAACAUUCGCAGCGAGCAGCAAGUAAACGACAUGGUUGCCCGCACCCGGUUCUCUGGCUUGACACCCAUGGGACGAGAAUUGCAAAACAAGAUCCUUGGUCCCUUGGUUCUCGGGGCUGCUCGUAGUGGUGCCCUGCGGAAACCCGUGCUGGUCAUCACCAUCACGGAUGGACAGCCAACCGGUGAGAGCUCUGGCGACGUUGCCAAGAUCAUUAGAAACGCGUCGGACGAGUUGUCAAGGAACCCUCGUUAUGGGAAGGGCGCAGUGGCAUUCCAAUUCGCGCAAGUCGGCAAUGACCUCAAGGCCCGGGAGUUCUUGAGCAAGUUGGACGAGGAGCCGUCGAUCGGAGACAUUAUUGACUGCACAUCCAACUACGAAGUCGAGGCCGACGAGAUGUCUCGCGCCAACCCGCCAGUCAACCUCACGCCUGAAUUGUGGCUGAUCAAACUGCUCUUGGGAGCCAUCGAUUCAUCAUACGACACCAAGGACGAGAAGAGCAGUGCUCCGCGACCUCCGCAAGGAGGAUAUGGCGGUCCACCUCCCCAGCAAGGCGGAUAUCCACCGCAAGGUGGCUACGGUGGUGGUCCUCCUCAACAAGGUGGUUACGGUCAACAACAGGGUGGCUAUGGUCAACAGCAGGGCGGGUAUAACAGACCACCUCCUCCACCACAGCAAGGCGGUUAUGGACAGCAGCAGGGUGGUUAUCCAGGACAACAGGGAGGCUACGGAGCACCUCCUCCACCA